This is a messenger RNA of Cornus florida, 2269 nucleotides long. RefSeq names its product subtilisin-like protease SBT4.3. Lineage: Eukaryota; Viridiplantae; Streptophyta; Magnoliopsida; Cornales; Cornaceae. The coding region runs from base 1 to 2043 and encodes 680 amino acids. The transcript has 7 exons. The record is from RefSeq and is a predicted model, not a curated record. Gene Ontology annotation, molecular function: serine-type endopeptidase activity. Gene Ontology annotation, biological process: proteolysis.
AUGAAGGAAGUGAUGACAGUGAUUCCAAACCGCAAACUAAAGCUUCACACCACAAGGUCUUGGGACUUCAUGGGUUUACCUAAAGGCAAAUUGGGAGGUUCUAAAGAAGGAGAUAUCAUCGUUGGGCUCCUGGACACUGGAGUCUGGCCGGAAGCUGAUAGCUUCAACGAUGAGGGGUUUGACCCUCCACCUGCUAAAUGGAAAGGAACAUGCCAAGGUGCCAAUUUCACCUGUAACAACAAGCUCAUUGGAGCAAGAUACUACAACAGCGAAGGCAGUUAUGGCAUUACAGACUUUCAAUCCCCUAGAGAUGCAGAAGGGCAUGGAAGCCACACUGCCUCAACGGCUGCAGGUGUGGAGGUGGCUGGAGCAAGCUACCUUGGACUAGCUGAAGGAGUGGCCAGAGGUGGAGUUCCAGGUGCAAGGAUCGCAACAUACAAAGUUUGUUGGGUCAACCGUGGAUGUGCUUUGGCAGAUAUCCUAGCAGCAUUUGACGAUGCAAUUGCAGAUGGUGUUGACAUAAUAUCAGUUUCUCUAGGAUCUGACUGGCCAGACCAGUACUUCGAUGACCCAAUUGCCAUUGGAUCAUUCCAUGCCAUGAAAAAGGGAAUACUGACCUCAAAUUCUGCUGGAAAUUCGGGCCCCGACCCAGCAUCUGUCUCCAACUUUGCACCCUGGACACUAACUGUCGCGGCUAGCGACAUUGACAGGAAUUUUGUUGCCCAGGUGGUGCUUGGCAAUGGACAAGUCCUCACUGGACACUCAAUUAAUAACUUUGACCUCAAUGGAACCUCGUACCCAUUGAUCUGGGGAGGAGAUGCAGCAAACUUUACAAUUGGUUCUAAUCCAGACUUUUCAAAGUACUGCGCUGAAGUUCCUGCCAUGAAUUCAUACCAAGUGGAAGGAAAGAUUGUUUUUUGUGAAGCGCUUACUGAUGGUUCUGCGAUUCUACUCACUAAUGGUGUGGGUACCAUCAUGACCCAACAGUUAAUACAACCUGAUUUUACCUUUAACUACCCAUUACCAGCAACAUUUAUCAGCACUGAAGAUGGUGUCAAAGUUUCGGAUUACAUCAGAUCAACAGAAAAUCCCAUUGCCACUAUUCUGGUUGGUGAGACUUGGGAAGACCUUGUGGCGCCAGUUGUUGUCUCAUUUUCUUCCAGGGGACCAAGCGCAAUCAGCCCAGACAUUCUCAAGCCUGAUCUCACUGCUCCUGGUGUGGACAUCCUUGCUGCCUGGUCUCCCGUGUCACCGCCUUCCAUCUACUAUGAUGACACUAGGAGCGUCAAAUACAACAUCAUCUCCGGCACAUCCAUGUCCUGCCCUCAUGCUAGUGGUGCCGCUGCAUAUGUCAAGGCUGCCCAUCCAGACUGGUCUCCUGCUGCUAUUAAAUCUGCCCUCAUGACCACAGCUUAUGUAAUGGACCCGAGGAAGCAUGCAGACCUUGAAUUCGCUUAUGGGUCUGGUCACAUAAACCCGGUUGCUGCUGUUGACCCCGGGCUAGUAUUUGAUGCAUCUGAGGCAGAUUAUGUUAACUUCCUCUGCAGGCAAGGCUACAACACAUCAACUCUAAGACUUGUCACUGGAGAUGACAGUGUAUGUGAUGGCAUUAAGCCGGGAAGAGGAUGGGAUCUCAACUAUCCAUCAUUGUCGCUCUAUAUGUUAGAUGGGCAGCAGAUCAUGGGUGUCUUCACCAGGACAAUGACCAAUGUUGGCGCAUCAAACUCUACCUAUACAGCAAGUGUGUACAUACCCGCCACUGUUAGUGUUACAGUGGAACCAUCGGUCCUGACGUUCUCUGCAGUUGGAGAGAAGAAAUCAUUCACAGUGAAGGUCAACGGGCCUACGAUUACACAGCAGCCGAUCAUGUCGGGUGCUAUCAUGUGGAAAGAUGGAUUCCAUAAGGUGAGAAUCCCACUUGUGGUUUAUAACUAUAUUCCUGGCGCUCCCUAUAUUCUCGACAGCCAGUCCGUGUCCGAGAAGAAGUUGACUUUCAAAGGUUCCUCAAUAUAUCACAAGAAUGGGAUAGUAGGACACAAAUAAACAUAAAAGAUUCUCAUACUAAGGUUCAAUCCGUGUUUGAGGCUGCAGAUCAUCCUUGUAAUGCCUCUAUUAAGUUCUAUAAGUUGAAGGUGUCUACUUUUUAUGGUAUAAAAAUGUGAACCUUGGACAGGACUUAGUCACACCCAUGAGAAAUGUAGGGGUCCGAAAGAUGACAUGUCAAGUUUACUUCCUCUUUGAGAUAUUAAUAAAACUGAAAAUAAUAACA